AUGUCUGACGGCGCAAUCGAGAAGGGUGUCUUCACCAAGAACAACACCCAGGCUCCCAAGGAUGGGCGAAUCCUUCCCCUCUUCUCUUUGAAGGGGAAGACCGCCAUCGUUUCCGGCGCUGGAGCCGGUAUCGGUCUUGCCGUUGCUCAGGGCUUCGCUGAGGCCGGUGCUGACGUCGCCAUCUGGUACAACAGCAACAAGAAGGCCAUUGACCGUGCCUCUGAUAUCGAGAAGGAGUAUGGCGUGAAAUGCAAGGCUUACCAGGUCAACGUCACCGACGAGGCCUCCGUCAAGAAGGCCGUCAACGAAAUUGUCGACGAGUUCAACGGCCGCCUCGACGUCUUUGUCGCCAACUCCGGAAUCCCUUGGACCCAGGGUCCUGCCACUGACGGCGAGAUCUCCCACUACCACAAAGUUGUUUCGACUGACCUUGACGGCACGUUCUUCUGCGCUCGUGCCGCCGCCGACGUCUGGAGGCGCCAGUGGAAGGAGGGUAAGGACAGCAAGGGGAACAAGCUCGAGAACUUCAGCUACGGUAGUUUCAUCGCUACGGCCUCCAUGUCAGGCCACAUCGUGAACAUCCCUCAGCUACAGGCUGCGUACAACGCUGCCAAGGCUGGUGUGAUCCACCUUUGCCGCUCCCUCGCCGUUGAGUGGGUCAAGUACGCCCGCGCCAACUCUAUCUCUCCUGGCUACAUGGCCACCGAGAUCUCCGACUUCAUCCCCCAGGAGACCAAAGAUAUCUGGAAGAGCAAGAUCCCCAUGGGCCGCGAGGGUGAGACGGUGGAGCUCAAGGGUGCUUUCUUGUACUUCGCCUCAGAUGCUUCCACUUACACCACGGGUGCCGAUCUCAUCGUCGACCCCCACCACCUUCUUCAACAAAUCCCCCUCACCGUCUCUCCAUUUCUUUCCCUACCAACCGCCACUACCCUACCGUAUACCUACAAAUCCCUCCCCUCGACCCUACCUCCAUCUUCCAUUGACGCACCCUCCACAAGCUCCACCACCGAUCCCGUAUCUCGAACCCUUCGGAAGCCUCAGUAUGUCGUGUCCGAAUCAGGCCAUGCGGCGCACCCAGACGACAUCAUAGAGUCCUGCCGCAAGCUGCAAGAGCACCUGACUCGCAUGGAGUCUGAAGCCCGGACACUUGUGCAGAAAUGGCAGAGCGAUAUCAGGGAGCGGGAUCUGCAGGAGAAGCGGAGGGUCGCGCCCGGUUGGUUGGAUGUGCAGGAGGGAGAACGGAUGCUUGUGCCUGAGAGGACGAGGCGGGAUGGCGCAGAGGGUGGUGGGGCUGGGUCCCAGGUUAAGGAUUUGAUGAUGGGGGAUGAAGACAUGGCUGGCAUUAGGCAUGAUGCAAGUAAGGAGAAUAGGGAAGGCGAAGAGCUGGAUCGCGCGUUUGGUGGUCUAGGAUUGAGAUGA
Messenger RNA from Coniosporium apollinis CBS 100218, 1419 nucleotides. RefSeq lists its product as uncharacterized. The coding region runs from base 1 to 1419 and encodes 472 amino acids. The record is from RefSeq and is a predicted model, not a curated record. NCBI's taxonomy places the organism in Eukaryota, Fungi, Ascomycota, Dothideomycetes. The transcript is spliced from 5 exons. Gene Ontology annotation, cellular component: intracellular anatomical structure. Gene Ontology annotation, molecular function: oxidoreductase activity, acting on NAD(P)H, oxygen as acceptor.